Myripristis murdjan (pinecone soldierfish) is the source of this 6273-nucleotide messenger RNA. It is a transcript of the gene erbb2, whose product is annotated as erb-b2 receptor tyrosine kinase 2. The record is from RefSeq and is a predicted model, not a curated record. Gene Ontology annotation, molecular function: ATP binding; transmembrane receptor protein tyrosine kinase activity. Gene Ontology annotation, cellular component: basal plasma membrane; plasma membrane; signaling receptor complex. Bases 185 to 4075 code for a protein of 1296 amino acids. The transcript is spliced from 27 exons. NCBI's taxonomy places the organism in Eukaryota, Metazoa, Chordata, Actinopteri, Holocentriformes, Holocentridae. Gene Ontology annotation, biological process: positive regulation of kinase activity; positive regulation of cell population proliferation; multicellular organism development.
GCGCGCUGUCACGCUUUACUACCAACAGGCACGGAAUUCCAGGGAGGAAGUUACUGGGAUUGGAAAAAACAACUCGCAACGUGCCGAAACUAACCUGGGGGGAGAAUCCAGCUCACGGCAUUCCUCGUCGGGAAUAAUACACACACUUAAUCUGGGGAAUAUGGACUAGUGGCGGUCGCAGCAGAUGGAGGCGGCGAGAAGUUUGCUGUUUGUCGGAGCUCUGCUGCUUGGAGUGACGGGCGCUUUGGGCAGAGAAGUGUGCCUGGGCACAGACAUGAAGCUGGCCCUGCCCUCCAGCCUGGAGAAUCACUACGAGACCCUGAGGCUGCUCUACACCGGCUGCCAGGUCGUCCACGGCAACCUGGAGAUCACACACCUUCACGGCCAGCCUGACCUCUCCUUCCUGCAGGGGAUCCUGGAGGUGCAGGGCUAUGUGCUGAUAGCCCACGUGUCGGCGAGUCUGGUGCCUCUGGACAACCUGCGGAUCAUCCGAGGCAGCCAGCUGUACAACUCCAGCUACGCCCUGGCAGUGUUUGAAAACACUCUGGAGGGGGCCGCGGGACAGGGGCUGAGGACGCUCCGCCUUCGCAGCCUCACAGAGAUCCUGCUGGGUGGGGUGUAUAUUUGGGGGAAUCCCCAGCUGUGCUUCCCAAACCCACAGGGUAUUGACUGGAGGGACACCCUGGGCGAGAAGAACCACAGCAAGCCAAUGCGGCUGCAGGCUCAGGCCCCUCAGUGUCCAAAAUGUUCCCCUGCCUGUGGAGAGAGCUGCUGGGGGGAAACUGCACAGGACUGCCAGAUCUUCACCCAUAUCCACUGUGCAUCUGGGUGUCUGCGUUGUAAGGGUCCCCAGCCCAAUGAUUGCUGUCACAUGCAGUGUGCUGCAGGAUGCACGGGCCCCAAGCACUCAGACUGUCUUGUGUGCCGUAACGUCAACGACAGCGACGUGUGUAAGGACAGCUGUCCUCCUCCCACCAUCUACAACCGAGUCACCUUCCAGUCCGUACCCAACAAAAAUAAGAAGUUCAGCUUUGGAGCCACCUGUGUCAAGACAUGUCCUCAUAACUACCUGGCCACGGAGGUGGCUUGCAUUAUGGCUUGUCCCAAUGCCAACCAGGAGGUCAUCAUCACGCAGCCUGAUGGAAAUGAGACGCAGAAAUGUGAAAAGUGUGAGAGGGACUGUCCUAAAGUAUGCUACGGCCUUGGUAUGGACAACCUCCAGGGCGUCACCAUGGUAACAUCCUCUAAUGUGGAGCAGUUCAACACGUGUAAGAAGAUCUUCGGUAGCCUUGCGUUCCUUCCACAAAGCUUUGUGAGGGACCCGAUGACAAACACAUCAGGCCUGACUCUGGAGCAGCUGAGUGCCUUCAAGAACCUGGAGGAGAUUACAGGUUACUUGUACAUCGACGCGUGGCCUGAAAACUGGACUGACCUGAGCGUGUUUGAGAACCUGAAGGUGAUCCGAGGCAGGAUGCUCUACAAGGGUGUGUUUUCCCUGGGGGUCCAGAACCUGCAGAUCCGCUCUCUCGGGCUGCGUUCCCUGCGCAGCGUCAGCGGAGGUCUGGUCCUAAUCCACAACAACUCCCAGCUGUGCUACACCAACUCGCUGCCCUGGGGGAGUCUCCUCCACCCCGCGCAGGGACUGCACCGCAUCGUCAACCACAACCAGGACCUCCAACUGUGUGAGGAGGAGAGACGCGUUUGUCACCCCCUGUGUGAGGGGGGCUGCUGGGGCCCGGGACCCAGCCAGUGCGUGUCCUGCAAGACCUUCCAGCGUGGCACAGAGUGUGUGGAGGAGUGUGACAUCUAUCAGGGGUCGGUGCGCGAGCACACAGACGGUUCCCAGUGCAGUCCCUGUCAUUCAGAGUGUCGCCCGAUCAACGGCUCUGCCUCCUGUCACGGCACGGGGGCAGACCGGUGCACAGAGUGUCUACACUUCCAGGACGGUGACUUCUGUGUGGACCGCUGUCCCAGCGGUGUGAAGGGGGAUCAGCACACUAUAUGGAAGUACAGCAAUGCCACGGGACACUGUCUGCCCUGCAACACCAAUUGUACACUCUCCUGCACUCAAAUGGAUGAGAGAGGCUGCCCCAUUCAUUCAAAAUCAGGACCGGGCACGUCCAUUGCAGUCGGAGUGGGUGGAGUGGUGCUUUUCUUCAUCCUGCUGGCUCUGCUGGUUUUCUACCUGAGGAGGAAGAAGAAGCUGAAGGAGAAGGAGGCGAUGAGGAGAAUCCUGCAGGAGCACGAGCUGGUGGAGCCUCUAACGCCAAGUGGAGCCUCACCCAAUCAGGCCCAGAUGCGCAUCCUGAAGGAGACGGAGCUGAAGAAAGUCAGGGUGCUGGGUGCAGGGGCUUUUGGCACUGUCUACAAGGGAGUGUGGGCUCCUGACGGGGAAAACGUAAAAAUACCAGUGGCCAUCAAGGUUUUACGGGAGAACACCUCACCCAAAGCCAACAAAGAGAUCCUGGAUGAAGCCUAUGUGAUGGCAGGGGUGGCCAGCCCCUACGUGUGCCGCCUCCUGGGGAUUUGUCUGACCUCCACAGUGCAGCUGGUCACCCAGCUGAUGCCGUACGGCUGCCUGCUCGACUACGUGAGGGAGAACAAGGACCGCAUCGGCUCCCAGUGCCUCCUCAACUGGUGUGUCCAGAUAGCCAAGGGGAUGAGCUAUCUGGAGGAAGUGCGUCUGGUCCACAGGGACUUGGCCGCCCGGAACGUUCUGGUGAAAAACCCAAAUCACGUCAAGAUCACCGACUUCGGCCUGGCCCGCCUGCUCGACAUAGACGAGACCGAGUACCAUGCUGAUGGAGGAAAGGUGCCGAUCAAAUGGAUGGCUCUGGAGUCAAUUCUCCACAGGAAGUUCACUCAUCAGAGCGACGUCUGGAGCUACGGGGUGACAGUUUGGGAGCUGAUGACAUUCGGGGCGAAACCCUAUGACAUGAUCCCAGCGAGGGACAUCCCUGAAGUGCUGGAGGGAGGAGAGCGGCUGCCCCAGCCCUUCAUCUGCACCAUCGACGUCUACAUGAUCAUGGUCAAAUGUUGGAUGAUCGACCCAGAAAGCAGACCGAGGUUCAAAGAACUCGUGAAUGACUUUGGUGCGAUGGCCAGAGAUCCACCUCGCUAUGUUGUUAUUCAGAAUGAUGAACAGAUGAGCCUGUCCAGCCCGGUGGACAGCAAGUUCUUCCGGACACUUCUAGAGGAGGAAGGAGGGGAAAUGAGGGACCUGCUGGACGCUGACGAGUAUCUGGUGCCCCAGGCAAACCUCUUUGCCAGGACUCCAGGAGACGGGGCCUCUACCAACGGGCCGUCCAGGCACCAGUCAUACAGGAGCACAGACCAUGGUUUAGAUGCCGAGGUGUCUGUUGCUGGCGGCCCGAGGAGCAUGUACUCCUCUGUGAGCACCCUGGGCCGCAGCCAGUACCCCACCUUGCCGUUAGGGGCGAGCACCUCCAACGGUCUCUGGGCUCCUCAGUGCUCCACCCUCGUUCGCAGCACUUCUGCCGGAGGCCAGUCGGACUCGGUCUUCCUGGACAGCCCGGACGACCCCUCGUUGCCCCCAGCCAGCCCUGGGCGCUACUGCAAAGAUCCCACCCACCCCAACGGGAGCCAGGGUGAUCUGGAGACAGAUGGGCCACCCAUCUAUCAUCCUCCUCAUCACCUUCAUCACUCACUACCCAGACGAAGUCAUGGAUGUAAUCAUAAUCACGCCUUGCCAGAGUACGUCAACCAGGAGGUGCAGGACCUCAGGCCCGGGGUCCCCGAGCGGCCCAGCACGCUGCCUCGCAAGAGGGUCAGAGGCGAGCGACGCAUCCCCAACGGCCUGAGCUCCGGACACAGUGUGGAGAACCCGGAGUAUCUGGUCCCCAUAGCCGGCGGGACCUCCCCCCCACCAGCCUUCGACAACCCCUACUACCUGGACCUCCUGACCAAGGCCAAGGUGGUAGCCGGGGCUGUGGACGGCACCGGGGAGUCGGAGAGGGACGGAGGAGUGAACAGGCAGGUGAACGGGUUUGUGACGCCGACAGCAGAGAAUCCAGAGUAUCUGGGACUUGCAGACACUUGGAGUGGAUAUACAUGAGGGAAGGGUCAGGACAUGAUGUGGAGGAUCCAGUUCCCUAAGUGGAGGCAUGACUCUGAUGCCACCCAGGGAAAGGAGGAGUGAGAGAAUGUGUGUGCGAGACAGAAAUGAGCUGGGUGUGUGCUUGAUAAAGAAAAGAAAGAAUAGUAAGUGCCAGGAAACAUGUAUGUGUAUACAUGUGUGCGAGUUCACAUGCAAAGUAAAUGUGUGUGUGGAUGGAGUGGAAGGAGAACGCAUCAGCAGAAGCACCCAAACCGGACCAGUUACCAGACCAUUACCCCAGUCAGUGUAGCAUUAACUCAACUGGUGUGUUAUUUACAUGGCAUUAUUUAUAUUCCUGUCUUCCUCCUGACAAUCUGUGCUCCUUAAGUGACCUCUGGGUGCCAAAAAAAAAAGUUUACACUGCCACAAUAACUCAGUACUUGUAUAGAAAUCCAAUAAUAAUUGUCAAAAUCUAUAAUGGUACUAGAAGGGGGGGGAAAAGCAGUCCGUGUGAGGAUAAACAGGGAGAAUCCAACACUGGAGUGGGUUUAAGAAUGCAGGGAGGGGGGGAUGGUUUCAUGUCUGUGGUUGUUUUAUACUAUAUGUGAAGCAUUUUUGCAGAUUCAUUUGGUUUCAUCUCAUGUCCUGUCUUGUUUUAACACCGAAGAUGUUGCUUUUCUGCCCAGCUGACAGAAAAAAAUAAUAUUUACAACAGUUUAGACAAAAUGAGCCACGAGGAUGAUAUUUAGUAUUCUGGUCAGUUUUUGCCAGACCUGAUGGGGGUCUUCACUUCUCUCAAAGCCAUUUUGUUUUGGCCAGAGAGGGCCCCGCAGCCCAUCUGGCCAAUACACAUGCUCUCUGAAAGAAAGGCAUCCUGUAUCUAGAAGACAGAGGCAUUGUGCCACACUGAUAUAUGUGGUUGUUAUUGGCUGUGGCUGUAGCUAACAUGGUACGACAUACAAGCAAUGGAUACUGCUACUAGGUGAAAACAGAGCAGAGUAUAUUUAUAUGUGGUAUUGUUAAGCUGCAAAACUCUCAGUUAGGAUUUUAUUUUGAAGACUUGAUGGGAAUAAUUUAGUAUAACAUAAUUUUAUAGUUUCUCCUUGGGGAAUUACAAAUUCACAGCCAAUUAGAAAAGAUUAUUUGCAUUUUAAAUGUUGUACAGUGUAGUAUUUAUGCCGUAGUCGACAGUAAACGAACCCCGAGCUUGUGCUAUCACAAUGGGCCUUGUGUUUUGGAUGGCCUUUCACUGUGCCGGACAGCAGCGCAAGCUCUUUGUGAAUGUGCCCCAAAGAAGUGAAGACUUUGCGUGUGUCAGUAUAAAUAUAUUUCUCUCCAUUUUUGGACAAAAAACAGCAAUUGUUGUUAUUUAACGUGAGACUUGUUUAUGUGUUUUUGUGACAAAGUGAGCCAUGCGCUAGACACUGGAGCUGAAUGUGACUGCGGAGAGGGAAACGUUCCUCUCCUCAGUCUGGAUAAUCAAUGCAUGGUUGAAAUUCCUCUCAGCGAAAACACACUGGCAUCCCAGUUAAUAAUCAACUGCAUUUUUUGAAGACUGUUUUUUCCACGUUAGCUGGUGUGUUUGCGGGACAGGGUGGGAGAUGGCGAGGGGCGGGGGCGGGGGGGCUGCCAAACCAAGUGAAAGGCUCCAUUGUGUCGCCUCAUGGACUUGUUGAAAGUCAGCAGUCUCCCAACGUACAGGUCCCAUUGAUUGAUGUUGUCAAUAGAGAGAAAUUUAGUUUUCCGGCGCAGAGGUUUCAGACUCAGCAGCAGAAAGUGGGACAACACAGCUAUUUGGGAUUGUUGGGGCUCUUUUUUUUCCCCAACUCACUAAAAAAGUAACAUGAUUUCCCCGUUUGCUGCAUUUUUUUCAAAGAAUCAAUUGCAGCUCAUCUUGCAUUAAGCUACUACUGAGUUUGGAUAUAUAAGGAGAGUAAAAAAAAAGAAGAUCCUCUUGAGUAUCCUCCGGGCGUUGCCAGUUUGUCUUGAAUACGAUGGAUCAUUUCUCGGUGAUUCUCUGAACAAUGACUCGAGUGUGCUCGUUCAAGGGAGGGCACAACAUUUGUUGACGUGUGUACAGUCCCCCUUCCCCUUCACCCUCACCCGUCACGUCACUUUCACUCUGAUCUGAAGUCUGUGGUCGACUGACUUUUGUCUCGAUGUUCUCAUGUGGGUUAGAAGAAUAUGAAGAGUUAAAAUAAGAUCUCCACCAUUUU